UUUUUUUUUUUUUAAUUUUUGCGGUACGCGGGCCUCUCACUGCUGUGGCCCCUCCCGUUGCGGAGCACAGGCUCCGAACGCGCAGGCUCCGAACGCGCAGGCUCCGAACGCGCAGGCUCCGAACGCGCAGGCUCCGCGGCCUAGCCGCUCCGCGGCAUGUGGGAUCUUCCCAGACUGGACACGAACCCGUGUCCCCUGCAUCGGCAGGCGGACUCUCAAUCACUGCGCCACCAGGGAAGCCCUCCCCUAUCUUAUCUCUUCUUUCCCUCAUUGCCAAACUUCUCAGAAGAAUUGUUCACACUCCAGUGAGAGCAGAAAUUUAAAAAGUUGUCAAGCUUUCUGUGCACAGGUGGGACAGGACACCGGAGAAACCCUCAGCCAAAGAGAUAGAGAUGCUGCUAUCGGAAGGCCGAGGCACAACCCAAUGCAGAUGAAGCAGCUGCUGAGCCAGCUCUGGUUUUCGGGAAGUCAGAUGACCUUUUCCCUCUCCCGGCUCUCUGCCUCUCUGCGCUCCUAAGGUAGACACCAUGGACCCACUGAUGGCCGUCCUUUGCCUGCUGCCCCUGUACCCAGGCCUCGCUACGACCACUCCCUCCUGCCCUCAGAACGUGAAUAUCUCUGGGGGCACUUUCACCCUCAGCAACGGCUGGGCCCCUGGGAGUAUCCUCACGUACUCCUGCCCCCUGGGCCUUUACCCAUACCCGGUGGUGACAAGCCUGUGCAAGAGCAACGGACGGUGGCAUUUCCCGAGAUCCACCCAGCGGACAAAGGCGGUCUGCAAACCUGUUCGCUGUCCAGCCCCUGUUACCUUUGAGAACGGCGUAUACACCCCACGGCUGGGGUCCCACCCUGUGGGCGGCAACCUGAGCUUCGAGUGUGAGGAUGGCUUCACACUGCGGGGCUCGCCCGUGCGGCACUGUCGCCCCAAUGGCAUGUGGGAUGGGGAGACAGCUGUGUGUGACAAUGGCGCCAGCCACUGCCCCAACCCGGGCACUGCCGCGGGCACAGUGCGGACGGGGUCUCGCUUCGGCCUUGGGGACAAGGUCAGCUACCGCUGCGCCUCGAAUCUGGUGCUGACGGGGUCUGUGGAGCGAGAGUGCCAGGAUGAUGGGGUCUGGAGCGGGAUGGAGCCCAUCUGCCGCCAGCCCUACUCUUACGACUUUCCCGAGGAUGUGGCCCCUGCCCUGGGCACCUCCUUGUCCCACCUACUUGGAACCACCAACCCCACCCAGAAGAAGAAAGGAAACGUGGGCCGCAAAAUACAAAUCCAGCGCUCCGGUCACCUGAACCUCUACGUGCUCCUGGACGCAUCUCAGAGUGUGGAGGAAGAGGAUUUUGAAAUCUUCAAGAAGAGCGCCUCCCACCUGGUGGACAGGAUCUUCAGCUUUGAGGUCAAGGUUAGUGUCGCCAUCAUCACUUUUGCAUCAAAACCCAAAGUCAUCAUGUCUAUCCUGGACAACAAAUCUGGGGAUGUGACUGAAGUGGCCCAGAGUCUGGAAAACACCCUCUAUAAAGACCAUGAAAAUGGAACCGGGACCAACAUCCACGAGGCCCUAAAUUCUGUCUAUAUCAUGAUGAAUAACCAAAUGCAACGGCUCGGUAUGAACACGGCGGCCUGGCAGGAAAUCCGACAUGUCAUCAUCCUUCUGACAGAUGGAAAGUCCAACAUGGGCGGCUCUCCCAAGGUGGCCGUUGACAAAAUCAAGGAGGUCUUGAACAUCAACCAGAAGAGGAAAGACUAUCUGGACAUCUAUGCCAUCGGCGUGGGCAACCUGGAUGUGGACUGGAGAGAACUGAAUGAGCUGGGGUCCAAGAAGGAUGGCGAGAGGCAUGCCUUCAUUCUGAAGGACGUGAAGGCUCUGAGCCAGGUCUUUGAGCACUUGCUGGAUGUCUCCCAGCUCACGGACACCAUCUGUGGGGUAGGGAACAUGUCUGCCAAUGCCUCUGCCCAGGAGAGGACACCCUGGCAUGUCACUAUUAAGCCCAAGAACCAGGAGACCUGCCGAGGGGCCCUCAUCUCGGACCAGUGGGUCCUGACAGCCGCUCACUGCCUCCGCAACACCGAGGACCAGUCCCUGUGGAGGGUCAGCGUGGGGGAUCCCAACUCCCAGUGGGGCAAAGAAUUCCAUAUUGAGAAGGCGGUGAUCUCCUCGAGGUUCAACGUCUUUGCCAAGAAGAAUCAGGGAAUCCCGGAGUUCUAUGGCGAUGACAUCGCUCUGCUAAAGCUGGCCCAGAAAGUGAAGAUGUCCACCCACGCCAGGUGCCGGAGUCUGGGAUGGGAGGGUGCCCUCUGGGUGAGAAGUGCUCUGGGGAAGCGCUGGAGGAGGGGACACCAAGGAUGGGCUUCUGUGACCCUUGUCCUUCUCCUCAGGCCCAUCUGCCUUCCCUGCACGGUGGGGGCCAAUCUGGCUCUGCGGAGACUUCCAGGCAGCACCUGCAGAGACCACGAGAGUGAACUUCUGAACAAAUUGAGCAUUCCUGCUCAUUUCGUGGCUUUGAAUGGGAACAAGCUGAACGUUAACCUCAAGACAGGGUCGGAGUGGACAAACUGUGUCAAGGUCGUCUCCCAAGACAAAACCACGUUCCCCAACUUGACAGAUGUCAGAGAGGUGGUGACAGACCAGUUCCUAUGCAGUGGGACGCAGGGGGAUGACAGUCCCUGCAAGGGAGAAUCUGGGGGAGCAGUUUUCCUUGAGCGGAGAUUCAGGUUUUUUCAGGUGGGCCUGGUGAGCUGGGGUCUCUACAACCCCUGUGGCAGCUCUGAUAAGAACUCCCGCAAAAGCGCGCCCCGUGGCAGGGUCCCGCCACCACGAGAUUUCCACAUCAGUCUCUUCCACCUGCAGCCCUGGCUGAGACAGCACCUGGAGGGCGUCCUGAACUUUUUGCCCCUCUGAUCAUGGCCACUGAGCCCUUUGCUGUCCCGCCAGGAGCCGCCAUCUCUCCCGUCUCCUACCACCAAACGUCCACCCUCAGCCUCCAUGACCCAUCCGCACGCCUUGCUCUGAGCGCAUCCCUGCUUCCAGGAUCCCGAAGCAGCGGCACAUCCACGCUGGGGAACCCCUGGUGCUCCUGCCAGUGCAGACCCCACCCUCUGCUUUACUUGCCUCAGUCUCCUUCCACUCUCACAGGGAGUUACCUGGUUAUGAAAUUAAUAAAAAUCAAUGAUUUCCA
Messenger RNA from Physeter macrocephalus (sperm whale), 3171 nucleotides. It is a transcript of the gene C2, whose product is annotated as complement C2. The record is from RefSeq and is a predicted model, not a curated record. Lineage: Eukaryota; Metazoa; Chordata; Mammalia; Artiodactyla; Physeteridae. Gene Ontology annotation, molecular function: serine-type endopeptidase activity. Gene Ontology annotation, cellular component: extracellular exosome; classical-complement-pathway C3/C5 convertase complex; extracellular region. The coding region runs from base 528 to 2894 and encodes 788 amino acids. The transcript is spliced from 19 exons. Gene Ontology annotation, biological process: response to bacterium; proteolysis; complement activation.